Messenger RNA from Linum tenue, 1791 nucleotides. The record is from the annotation of a GenBank genome assembly. Lineage: Eukaryota; Viridiplantae; Streptophyta; Magnoliopsida; Malpighiales; Linaceae.
AUGGCGCAAACCCUAGCUCGUUCCUCUCGUCAUCUCCCCAUCUCCUCGCUCAUCACCAAACGACUGAUCUCCUCCUCCUCCUCCUCCGCAAUCACUCGACCUCCUUCUCCUACCACGCUUCUCUUCUCUCGACGUCCCCUGCUCCCAAUCUCCCCUGCCGCCCGCUCCGUCAUCCCCGUAUCUCCCCCUCGCCUCACCGCGAUCCGGUGCCUGGUCAAUUCCGCCGGCAACUUGAGCGAGCGCCCUCCCGCAGCAGAGAUGGCCCAGCUUUACCCCGGCUGCGACCGCAAGCACUGGCUCGUUGUAUUUGGCGGCAAGCCCGGCGGCGAAGGAGUUACCAAGCAGCAGAUGAUCGAUCGCUACAUUAAGGCCGAAGAGAAUGCGAAGAAGAAGAUAUACAGCGUCUCUUGUGAGGGAUACUUUGGAUUCGGAUGUGAGAUUGACGAGGUGGAUGCCAACAGGCUGGAAGAAUGGCACAAACAAAUGCCCCUUAACCCCAAUAUUCGCUUCGUGUUGCCGGAUGCUUAUGUGGAUCCUGAGUACAGGGACUAUGGCGGUGAAUUGUUUGUGAACGGGGAGAUAGUUGCUAGAUCCCCAGAGAGGGAGAGGAGAGUGCGGCAGCUGCAAAAGUCGUCGUCACAGAACUAGGUACAUUAGUUGAAAAUGUUGGCAAGUUGUAUUGGUUCGGUUUUGGUCUCAAAUCUGAGCGACACUGAAAGCUGUUUGAAACUAAAUUGGUUUCGAAGAUCUGUUCAAUGGUUUGUAGGUGUUGAUCGUGCUAAGACCAAUUAGAUAAGAGGAUAUAUAGAAAACGGAAUGGGGUGUCUUUGGAUUCUCCAAACACCAAUUGCCGCACCAAGUCCGUCCUUCUCUGCCUCCAAAUGAUUUAGGCUUUGCAGCUCAGGAAUCUGAAGUGGAAGAAGGGAGAAACUCCAGCAUCCUCUGGUAAACAGAUGAGGAGAAAAGGUAGGCAAGGAUGGGAUUGGAAGGGCGAUUCAUGCAUCGAUUUGGCUGCUUCAAUCCAUCUUGUGGCAAAGCUAAUAGGUACUCAAGCUAGCAAUGCUAAUGGGCAGACUAAUAUCACAAUCCCCUUCUUCCUUCCUGUUCUGCUUCUCAGCUUCAACUUAAAUGGGGGAUUCAGAAUCAUAGGGGAUGAUGCAACCAAUUUGUAAUCCUGAAAUCCGUUGCCAAAUGUAUAAAGCAGCGCGUUUAGUACACUCGCGGCGAAGUAGCCUUAGUCCAUCAUCUUGGCAAAGCUAAUAGCCGUUGAAGCAAACAACGACUGGCUCGAUGAGGAUAACUAAGCUGACAUACCGGAGUUGGCUGCUUGUUAGCACAGCAGCAGGGUGGUGCCUUGCUGCACCAGACGCAUGGUUACGUUCGUGUUCGUGAUAGUGGAUUAACUACUAUCAUAUUCCAUUUAUUCCUGUUGUGCUUCUCAGCUUGAACUCAAAUGGGAGGGUUCUCGGAAUCAUACAAUUAAUUUGUAAUUCUAUAAUCAGUUGUCAAAUGUAUAAGCAAAACGUUAAGCAUUACUCAGCCCUCCCUGUUCUGUUCCUCUUGAAUGUCAGUAUGGUGUCGAGAAUCAUAGGGUUGGUACAGCCAGAUAAAUUUGUACAUCUGUGACUGAUUGUCACAUGAAUAAGCAGCCGUUGGUGAUGAGGUAGAGAUGAAUAGAAAUGAGAGAGAGACUAGUGUGUUAGUGAUCUGUGUUUGGAUUUGGUCAUGUGGUAAGGUAACAUAAUAUAGUGUGGAUGUUGAUGGUUUUUGGUUCUUUGGGUUUUUUUGCAG